CACCACACCGGCUGCGACCGUCUCCUGACGAAAACCCCACAGUACCACCUUCUCCAGGAUCGGAUAGCCACCGCUACAACCAACAUGGAUGAGGAGAAUCACGUUCCCGAGGAUCUGUCCAUGGAGGAGAGGGAUGAGCUGUCAAACAUCCGACGCAGGAAGAGGGAGCUGCUCGAUGAUAUUGAGAGGUUGAAGUUCGAGAUCGCAGAGGUCAUGACGGAGAUCGAGCAGCUGACGUGUGUCGGAGAGAGUAAAACAACCCAGAGAAACAAACAGAUCGCCAUGGGUCGGAAGAAAUUCAACAUGGACCCAAAGAAAGGAAUUCAGUUCCUGGUGGAGAACGACCUUCUGCAGCACACCCCCGAAGACGUCUCCCAGUUCCUCUACAAAGGCGAGGGCCUCAACAAGACUAUGAUUGGAGACUACUUAGGCGAACGAGAUGACUUCAACCUCAAGGUGCUGUCGGCCUUUGUGGAGCUGCACGAGUUUGCCGACCUCAACCUGGUCCAAGCUCUACGGCAGUUCCUGUGGAGUUUCCGUUUGCCGGGCGAAGCCCAGAAGAUCGACCGGAUGAUGGAGGCGUUUGCCUCUCGGUACUGUCAGUGCAACCCCGGGGUCUUCCAGUCAACAGAUACCUGCUACGUGUUGUCCUUUGCGAUCAUCAUGCUGAACACCAGCCUACAUAACCCCAACGUCAGGGACAAGCCCCCUGUGGAGCGCUUCAUCUCCAUGAACAGAGGCAUUAAUGAAGGAGGAGAUCUGCCGGAGGAGCUUCUCAGGAACCUUUACGACAGCAUCAAAAACGAGCCCUUCAAAAUCCCAGAGGAUGAUGGGAACGAUCUGACGCACACAUUCUUCAACCCUGACAGAGAAGGAUGGCUCCUAAAGCUCGGCGGCCGUGUGAAGACGUGGAAGAGGAGGUGGUUCAUUCUGACCGACAACUGCCUCUACUACUUUGAGUACACAACAGAUAAAGAGCCUCGUGGGAUUAUUCCUCUGGAGAACCUCAGUAUCAGAGAGGUGGACGAGCCAAGGAAGCCUAACUGCUUUGAGCUCUACAACCCCAACCACAAAGGUCAGGUGAUCAAGGCCUGCAAGACGGAGGCGGACGGGCGGGUCGUCGAGGGCAACCACGUGGUGUACAGGAUAUCGGCCCCCACGCCGGAGGAGAAGGAGGAGUGGAUCAAAUCCAUCAAAGCGAGUAUCAGCAGGGAUCCUUUCUACGACAUGCUGGCCACCAGGAAGAAGAGGAUAGCGAAUAAGAAAUGAUGUCCGCCCGCGCUCCACAUCCUCCUCGUCUUCAUCACUGCCCUCUCUGUGACCAGCACGGCCCCAGGAGACACAGGUGGGAGUUUGGGGUCAAGCUUGUCUCGGAGCCGGAGGAUCAUCUGACGUCAGAUCAGAGCCGAGGCGAAGGUUUAGAUGGAGAAUAAAGGACCUGCAGGAUCUUCACCAAGCCGGAUGUUCAUUGAGGACCACAGUUUACGGGCGGAGCAGCCACGGCUGGAAUCAUAGGACAUUUUUGCGUAAUGUGUCUGUGGCACUGCUGCCCUCUGCUGGACUUGUUGUGAACUUCAUCUAGUGCACAACAAAUGCACGGGCUGGAUGUAAAACCUGCAUCCCUCUGGUCUCUCUCCACCUGGUGAGGUCGGUCACCUCCAGACGCCAACAUUUCAUUCUUUAAUUUUCUCGUGCAUCAGCAGUUGCCGACGCCAAUGUUUCCCGUGAACUACCGGGAAGCCUGGAGUUUUUAAAUCAGCUGGUCUGAUUGUUGUGUUUCUGUUGUAUAUGCAAACUUACUGAUUUAACCAAGAAAAUGACAGCCAGGCUCAUAUUCAUCUGUAAUUAAGUGUGUGCCACCUUAUUCCCUCUUUGAAAACGAAGAUGCAUACGAUUCAGAGGAAAAAGUACCACACACAUACUUAGAGGAAUUACCCUUUCAAGUGGCCACUCUUGCAUCAUAUAUAUUAGUUCUGUACCGUAACAUAUUGAAGAUGCAUCUCUGUGUUCAUUUCUUUUGUAUUUAUUUGCUUAUUGUUUUUAACAAAAGAGGCAGCCCCAGACUCAUUCCAUUAUGCAUGUAUAAUAUAUAAUGUACAUACCGGUUUAUUUUCUUUCUUUGAUGUAUUUAUGUAGCAUGUCAGUCAUAACAGCCAUAGCCUGUACCCGUUCACCUUUUAGUUCAACAGUUUAUAGUAGUGGAAGUGGCACCUUGUGCGGAGCAGUGAAGUCUCCUCACACUGUGUUUUUACUGAAGGGAUCAGAAAAUGUGAUGAUUCAUGAGAAAAACUCACAUUACAGAGAGAGACCUAAUGGUGUUUUUACCCCCUAUCUUUAUUCAAGAGUGUGUUCUUUCAGUUUGUGAGCUGGGCCUAUUUCUCAGAUUUUGUAAUGCACUCAUUCAAAACCCUGCACUUGUACUCAAACAUUCCCUUUUUUUAUAGUUGCUAGUCACUGUUUAGAGAACAUAAAAAGAACUUGACAUCCUUGAUUUUUCCGCUCCAUGUUGACCAGAGAUCUGCUGGAUUCAUUCUCAAUGAAGGGCGGGACCAUUUGACUCGUAGUAACUACACCUGGCAUUCUAUUGGUUAGGGAAGUGGACUAGAAAUAGACUUGUUGCACAAUAACAUCCAAGCACAAGCAGGGAGCUAUUUGAUUGUGAGCGCAUGGUUUUGACAGAGCAUUACAAAAUCUGAAAAUGAAAUCAAUGGGUCCUGGUGUCAAAGAUGACACUCUUGAAAUAAGAUGGGAGAAAAAAAACAUACUCACAGGACAUGGUAAGUUAAAAAAAAACAAAAACGUGCAGAACGUGAAUGCCGACUGGAAUCCCAAGGUCCAUCAAACCGACCCACAUUGUUUUGGUGCAGGUUCCCCGGUUUGAUCUUGGGUAAACCGCUCAUGUGAAGACUUUGUAUUAAAACACAUGCUGAUCAGUGAA
Limanda limanda (common dab) is the source of this 2938-nucleotide messenger RNA. RefSeq names its product cytohesin-3-like. Bases 85 to 1269 code for a protein of 394 amino acids. The transcript is spliced from 13 exons. Lineage: Eukaryota; Metazoa; Chordata; Actinopteri; Pleuronectiformes; Pleuronectidae. Gene Ontology annotation, biological process: regulation of ARF protein signal transduction. Gene Ontology annotation, molecular function: guanyl-nucleotide exchange factor activity. The record is from RefSeq and is a predicted model, not a curated record.